This is a messenger RNA of Zasmidium cellare ATCC 36951, 2649 nucleotides long. RefSeq lists its product as uncharacterized. Gene Ontology annotation, molecular function: glutamine synthetase activity; hydrolase activity. The transcript is spliced from 2 exons. The record is from RefSeq and is a predicted model, not a curated record. The coding region runs from base 1 to 2649 and encodes 882 amino acids. Lineage: Eukaryota; Fungi; Ascomycota; Dothideomycetes; Mycosphaerellales; Mycosphaerellaceae.
AUGGCGCACACCACAACAGAAUCGCUGGACGAGCUACGCAAAAUUGUCAGAACUUGCCCUAUAAUCGACAACCACGCCCACAAUCUGCUCAAACCACAGGGUCUCAAAGCCGAAGACUUUCUCAGUGCCACGUCAGAGGCGGAGGAUGAAGCUCUCGAGGACCAUGUCAAGGCUCUGCCGCAUUUCAGAGCGCAACGACAGCUUCGGACGCUGUAUGAUGUUCCUCACGACGCGGAUUGGUCGGCUAUCUUGAAGAGACGGCGAGAGUUGCUUGAGACUGAUCCGAAUGGGUUGAUCGCGAGAUGUCUUGAGGGGACACAUACGAUUCUCGUGGAUGAUGGGCUCUAUGGAGACUUUGAGGAUUACUCUUGGCAUGACCAGUUCGUAACCACGCCUUGCAAACGCAUUGUGCGAAUCGAAGCUGUCGCUGCAGAGAUCUUGGAGUCUUUGCAUCAGCAAGGCAAGCUGCCUGCUGGCGUCGAUAUUGCCGACGAGGAGGCUUGCUCGCUUGCUUGGCUGGACUUCAUUGCUGCUUUCGAGGAGUCUAUCGCGGCUAGUCUCGAAGACUCCGAAGUGGUGGGCUUGAAAUCGGUCAUCUGCUACCGCUCAGGCUUGGACAUCAUCGUUGGUCGGGAUGCAGACGUGUCAGAGGCCGGCCUUCGAAGCUUUCGUCGACACUUCUUGCCCAGCUAUGUGCAAGACAAGUUUCGUGUCGAGAGCAAGGGCAUGUGUGAUGCUCUUGUAAUUAGCGCGUGCAAGCUGGUCGACGCUGCACGCAAGGCCACGGGUAUUGCGAAACCAAUUCAGUUCCACACUGGCCUCGGGGACAACGACAUAUCGCUGCUCGAAUCCGACCCGGCAUGCAUGCAGCCGUUGAUGAAACACUUUCCGAGUGUGCCCAUUGUGCUUCUCCACUCGUCCUACCCAUUUACUCGUGAAGCUGGAUAUCUUGCAACCGUACACAAGAACGUCUACCUCGAUAUCGGUCUCGUGUUUCCCAUGGUCUCUAGAGAUGGUCAAGAGAAAGUUGUUCGGCAGGCUCUGGAGAUCACACCGACGUCUAAGAUUUUGUGGAGUACUGAUGGCCAUCAUCACCCCGAAACAUAUUAUCUCGCCAACCUGCAAGGCCGUGUGGCUUUGGAAAAGGUGUUGUGUGAGUACGUCACCCGCGAGGACUUGACGGUUGCUCAGGCUGUGCAAGCCGUGAAAGAUGUUCUAUUCUUCAACUCGAACCUGCUCUAUAACCUCGACUUGGUGCUACCCGCUACAGGCGGACGCAGUGUCUCGAUACACUCCAAGUCGAACUCUAGAGAUACCGCCAGGCAGGGUAGUGUGCAAUAUGUCUUCGUUCAAUGGCUCGACUACAACGCACAGAUGCGCACUCGAUGGCUACCCAUUGUUGAGUUUGAUAAGAUGAUGACUAGCGGGCCAGGGCGAUUUGCCAUAUCGAACGGAAAUCUUGGGACGACUCCAAAUGAUCAUAUGUCAUCGAUCUGUGACCCUGUUGGGAGCAUAUACGUUGAACCCGACCUGAGCAGCUUUCGUCUUUUGCAACCGACCGGGCCCGUCAAGAACGCCGCAACCGUUAUGGCCAGAUUCACCGACGAGCAGGGCGUAGGUCUCGCGGCAUGUCCAAGAUACACGCUGCAGCGUAUCGUCCAUUCUUUCGAACAAGAAUAUGACAUCAACUUCUUGGUCGGCUUCGAGAUUGAGAUCACAUUCUGCAGGCGAGGGCCAAAAGGCAGCGAUGAUCCAUUCUCGCCCCUCGACGCAAACCACGCAUGGGGCACCUUUAGCGACGAGCAGUACAUGACUUCUGUGGCCUUAAUGACAUCCAUCGGUACAGUCCUGCAGAACAUAGGGAUACCGAUCCAGGCACUGCAUUCAGAGGCUGGCGCAGGCCAAUACGAGUUCGUACUCCCACCGCUACCUCCAGUCCAGGCGGUAGACACCCUGAUCCAAGCCAAACAAUGCAUCCAACAAAUCGCCACCCAGAACGGCCUCCGAGCAACCUGCCACCCCAUGCCCUUCCCAGGCAUCGGCACCGCCGCACACGCCCACAUCUCCCUCAACACUUCCACCCUCCAACUCUCCCAACUCGAAACCAUCGAACAAUCCUUCAUCGCCAACAUCCUCGCCCACCUCCCCGCCAUCACAGCCAUCACCAUGCCCCACCCCGUCAGCUACGGCCGCGUCGCCGACAACAGCUGGACGGGCGGCACCUGGGUCGCAUGGGGCACCAACAACCGCGAAACGCCCCUCCGCCGCGUCUCGGCCCAAAGAUGGGAGAUCCGCUGUCUCGACGGCCUGGCGAAUAUGUACCUCGCUCUCGGUGUGAUUUUGGGGGUAGGAUUGGACGGGGUGAGGAGGUCGGUAGAGCUGAAGAUUCGGGAUUGCAGGAUGAAUCCUACGAAGCUUUCGGAGGAGGAGAAGGCGGGGUUGGGGAUUGUGGAGAGGUUGCCGAGGGGAUUUGAGGAUGCGCUGGGGGCGUUGGAGAAGGAUGUUGGGGAGGUGGGGAGGAUGGUUGGCGGUGGGGAGGGGGAGGGGUUGUUGGUGAGGAAUUGGGUGGCUGUUAAGAAGGCGGAGCAGGAGAUGUUGAAUCAGAUGGGAGAGGGGGAGAGGAGGGCGUGGUUGAUUGAGAGGUAUUGA